UGCUUUUUGCCACACAGGUAGUAUCUUUGAAAAUAUGUGUAAUAUGUAAAACAUUUUGACACCCCCAUAAGAUUUUUCCAGAAUUAACAGUAUAAAUUGCUUCUCUCGUUCAAGAGCUUUCUAUCAGCCUCUCUAACCACUACUCACAGUAACCUCAACUCCUGCCACAAUGUACAAAAUUCAACUCUUGUCUUGCAUUGCACUGACUCUUAUACUCGUCACAAACAGUGCACCUGCUUCAAGCUCUACAAAGGAAACACAGCAACAGCUGGAGCAAUUACUGCUGGAUUUACGGUUGCUUUUGAAUGGAGUUAAUAAUCCUGAGAAUCCCAAACUCUCCAGGAUGCUCACAUUUAAAUUUUACGUGCCCAAGAAGGCCACAGAAUUGACACAUCUUCAGUGUCUAGUAGAAGAACUCAAACCUCUGGAGGAAGUGCUAUAUUUAGCUCAAAGCAAAAACUUUCACUUGAAUCACAUCAAGGAAUUAAUGAGCAAUAUCAAUGUAACAGUUCUGAAACUAAAGGGAUCUGAAACAAGAUUCACAUGUAAAUAUGAUGAUGAGACAGCAACCAUUGUAGAAUUUCUGAACAAAUGGAUUACCUUUUGUCAAAGCAUCUUCUCAACGUUGACUUGA
Leopardus geoffroyi (Geoffroy's cat) is the source of this 634-nucleotide messenger RNA. RefSeq names its product interleukin 2 (gene IL2). The record is from RefSeq and is a predicted model, not a curated record. Lineage: Eukaryota; Metazoa; Chordata; Mammalia; Carnivora; Felidae. Bases 170 to 634 code for a protein of 154 amino acids. Gene Ontology annotation, cellular component: extracellular region. Gene Ontology annotation, biological process: immune response. The transcript is spliced from 4 exons. Gene Ontology annotation, molecular function: growth factor activity; interleukin-2 receptor binding.